Nicotiana tabacum (common tobacco) is the source of this 936-nucleotide messenger RNA. NCBI's taxonomy places the organism in Eukaryota, Viridiplantae, Streptophyta, Magnoliopsida, Solanales, Solanaceae. The record is from RefSeq and is a predicted model, not a curated record.
AUGUCAAAUUUGUCAAAGCUUGAGUUUGUGGCAUUUGACAUUUCUGGAAAGAAUUACCUUUCAUGGGUUCUCGAUGCUGAGAUUCACUUAGCCGCUAAAGGCCUUGGUAACACCAUUACUCAGGUGAAAAAUCCACUUGAAUUGUGGACUGGCCUGAAGGAAAGGUAUGAUCACCUUAAGGCUACGGUAUUGCCAAGGGCUCGAUAUGAGUGGAUGCACUUACGAUUGCAAGAUUUUAAAACCGUAAGUGAGUAUAACUCUGCUGUAUUUCGAAUAACUUCCCAAUUGAAAUUAUGUGGGGAAGUUAUGAAUGAUGAGGAUUUGCUGGAAAAAACUCUUACAACUUUCCAUGCCUCAAAUAUGGUAUUACAACAGCAAUACCGUGAAAGGGGUUUUAAAAAGUAUUCUGAAUUGAUCGCAUGCCUUCUGGUGGCUGAGCAACAUAACACCAUUUUACUGAAAAAUCAUGAAGCUCGUCCCACAGGGUCAGCUCCGCUUCCUGAAGCAAAUAUGGCAGCUAAACGUGAUAAGUCUGGAAAAAGACAGAAAAAUAAUCAUGGUCAUAUGAAUGUACGUGGGUAUGGCAAUGGUAAGAGGCGACAUGAUAGUAGUCAUCGUGGUGGUCAUGGAAAACGAGAGAAUAAUAUGGGUUCUCAAAACAAUCCUUCAAGAGGCAAAAGUGGUAACUGCCACCGCUGUGGCAUGGAAGGCUUUAUCAAAAACUCCAUCAAAAGAAAGACAAAUAAUGUUGGAGCAUCUUCUGCUAAUGCCCCAGUGGAGUUACACUUGACCUUUAAAAAUGAUUUUGAGGCAGGGUCUUCAAACGAAAAUGAUGACAAUGCCGAGGCAAAUCUUGCUUUGAAAGAUGAUGAUUUUCAAGGCCUCGAUGAUCUUAUUCAUUUGGAAGUUGAAGAUUCAUUUGGAGAUCAAAACUAA